Molecule: messenger RNA, 793 nt
Organism: Leguminivora glycinivorella
Lineage: Eukaryota; Metazoa; Arthropoda; Insecta; Lepidoptera; Tortricidae
Exons: 3
Coding region: 348-683 (111 amino acids)
Source: RefSeq, a predicted model, not a curated record
AAAGCGAAAUAUAUAAUCGCUGGUCUCUUAUUAUUUUCCCUCAUUAUAACUCUUGUGGUUUACGCUGUACUCUGUACCGCUAACACCAAGAAAAGAACUACGUCAAAUAAUAGUACGACGUCAAAUAAUAAAACUAGUACGUCGAAUAGUAAGAAUAGUACGUCCAAUAAUAAGGCUUCAAGAUUUGCGUUCGUUUUCGUCGAUUCAUUACCUCCAGAUUAUCAGGACGUACAUGGAGAUAUACGUACCGGGGAAAAUUCAUAGGCUUUUAGACCGUUACUAUGACUAUCUGAAAUAUAUUGUAGGAGGUGCUCUGAUUGCCGCUCUUUUUAUUGGUUUUAUUGUUUAUGAGGUCCGGUGCAGAAAGAAGGACAAAGAAGAAGACUAAAAUGGAGCGAAAAGCGUAUUCCGAGUCCCGUCUCACCGUAGUUCAGCGUAAAGGCACCAUGUUUGGUGUGAAAAACAAGAACAACUUCAGAAUAUUCAUCACUGUCUUCGCUACAAUCAGUGUUAUGAUGUUCAUCGGCGUUAUCAUCUUCGUAUUGGUGAGGACGAGCGUAAUGCCGAGCGAGUAUAAGGGGAAGAAAACUAGUGCCUCUACCAGUUCCGCUACUACUACAACAGCGAGUCUUGAGCAAUUGGUCUUUUUGGCGAGAGACGCCGAUUUUGUAUAUAGGUAUUGACGUUUUAACCGCUCAUUGUUCACGGUACAGUAAUAGUUAUUUGUUAUACAAGGGGGCAAAGUUGUAUUUUAACGCCGAGUGUGUAAUUGAAAAACGAGCAAGUGAAAGGA